GCGCGGCGCCUCUCUAUGAUCCGUUGCUGCUUUCAGAGCGGGUGUCAUGGCGGCCGGCGUCGAGUUGGCAGGAGUUGCCCACGGAACUGGGGAAAGUCACUAAAACAGAGGAAGGUGGUCCCACGCGGAUGAUAGGAAGUCGUGAGAAUGAGCAGAGGCCCCGCGGGAGGGACUCUGUCACUGGAGGAGGACCCUUGGUACAUUCCCAGCCAGGCCUCUGCAUUUCUAGCGUUGGGGGUCGUUGAUGUGUACCCCCUGAAGCCGGCGUUGCCUGGGAGCCCCUCGUUGUGUUAUUGAAUCCUGAGUGUUUUGAUUUGGACUAGUCUCGGGAAGGCAGCGGUGCGAGGACAUUUGGCGGGGUCGUCAGACAACGCUUUUCUUGGAGUGGACCACGUCCUUCUUUCACACGCCGCGAUGGCUUCCUGGCUUGGCGGCCUCGGCUCCGGUUUGGGCCAGUCCCUGGGUCAGGUGGGGGGCAGCCUGGCUUCCCUCACUGGCCAGAUUUCAAACUUUACGAAGGAUAUGCUGAUGGAGGGCACGGAGGAAGUGGAAGCAGAAUUACCUAACACUAGGAGAAAGGAAAUUGAAGCCAUUCAUGCAAUCUUAAGAUCAGAGAAUGAGAGACUUAAGAAGGUCUGUACUGAUCUAGAAGAGAAGCAUGAAGCAUCAGAGCUUCAAAUAAAGCAGCAAUCUACAAGUUACCGAAAUCAGCUGCAGCAGAAAGAGGUAGAAAUCAGCCAUCUCAAAGCAAGACAGAUUGCACUACAGGAGCAGUUGUUGAAGCUGCAGUCAGCCACUCAGUCAGUUCCUUCAGGAGCUGGCCAGGGACCAUCAGCCACUGCAUCGCCUUCAUUUGCUUAUGGUGCCAGUCACCAUGCUUCGGCUUUUCGUGAUGAUAUGGACUUUGGUGACGUAAUUUGGUCACAACAAGAAAUAAACAGAUUGUCAAAUGAAGUUUCCAGGCUUGAGUCUGAAGUUGGCCACUGGAGGCAUAUUGCUCAGACGACAGCACAAGGGGCAAAUAGCUCUGAUCAAAGUGAAAUCUGCAAACUGCAAAAUAUCAUCAAGGAACUUAAACAGAAUCGAAGUCAGGAUAUUGAUGUCCAUCAGCAUGAAAUGUCAGUAUUGCAGAAUGCACAUCAACAGAAAUUGACAGAAAUAACUCGUCGGCAUCGAGAAGAAUUAAGUGAUUAUGAAGAACGAAUUGAAGAACUUGAAAAUCUGAUACAGCAAGGUGGCUCAGGAAUUGGAGUAACCGAUCACUCUAAAAUUCAUGAGAUGCAAAAGACCAUUCAAGUUCUACAAACUGAAAAAGUAGAGUCUACCAAAAAAAUGGAAGAACUUGAGAAUAGAGUAAAAGACAUAAAUACAAAAUUGUCUUCUGUGGAAAGUGACAGAGAUGUUUUAAGGAGAGAACAAGAGCUGCUAAAUGUGGAAAAGAGACAAAUAAUUGAAGAAUGCGAAAGCUUGAAACUAGAGUGUAGUAAAUUGCAGUCUGAUGCUGUGAAGCAGAGUGUCACAGUGACAGAAGGGGAAAGAAUUGUUCCGCAGGCUGCAUCAGCGGAGGAAGAAGUGUUCAGACUACAACAAGCGUUGUCUGAUGCCGAAAAUGAAAUAAUGAGACUGAAAAGUUUAAACCAGGAUAACAGUCUCACUGAAGACAAUCUGAAACUUCAGAAGUAUGUCCAAGCUUUAGAAAAAGAGAAUUCAUUAUUAAGUCAAGAAAAGGAAGAACUGCAAAUAUCACUUUUAAAAUUGAGCAAUGAAUAUGAAGCAGUUAAAAGUACAGCUACAAGAGACAUGAAUCUGAAUUCAGAAUUAAAUGAUUUAAGACUUAAUUUGGAGGCAAAAGAACAAGAACUCAAUCAGACUAUUGCUGAAAAUACGAUACUGGUGGCUGAGUUAGAAGAACUGGACAAACAAAACCAAGAAGCUACAAAGCACAUGAUUUUGAUGAAAGAUCAACUAUCAAAACAGCAAAGUGAAGGUGAUAGCAUGAUCACUAAACUAAAACAAGAUAGAGAUGAUGAAAAAAAGAGAGUUCAUCAACUUGAAGAUGAUAAAAUGAACAUUACUAAAGAGUUAGAUGUGCAGAAAGAGAAGUUAAUUCAAAGUGAACUGGCCCUUAAUGAUUUACAUUUAACCAAACAGAGACUUGAGGAUAAAGUAGAACAUUUAGUAGAUCAACUAAAUAAGUUGCAGAAAAAUGAUUUAAACAUCCAGAAGGAGAACUUUGAACUUAAGGAGCGUAUUAGACAGAACGAGGCAGAGCUUUGUAGAGUUAAGAAUGAGUUACCUCAGUGUCUUGGUCAAGACCCUAACAGUAACUUGAAGGACGAUUUACUCAAAGAAAGAGAAGCUGAAGUUAGAAACUUAAAGCAAGGUCUUUCAGAGAUGGAGCAGAUCAAUGAAACUUUAGAGAAAGUUGCUUUUGAUCUCAAAAUGGAAAAUGAAAAGUUGGUUUUAGCAUGUGAAGAUGUAAGACAUCAGCUGGAGGAAUCUCUUGCUGAUAAGAGUCAGAUUUCUCUGGAAAAAGACACCAUUGUGGAAGCUCUAAAAGUGGAAAAAGGACAGUUAGAAGCGGAAUUGUGUUGGGCUGAAAAGAGAGCGUUGGAAAAAGCUAACCAGUAUGAGCAAACCAUUGAAGAACUGUCAAAUGCUCGUGACCUGAACAGCUCGGCCUUACAGCUGGAACAUGAGCAUUUAAUCAAACUGAGUCAAGAGAAAGACUUUGAAAUAUCAGCACUCAAAAAGAAUGUCGAGCAGGCGAAUGCUGGUCAUCAGGAAACUAAGGAAAUCUUGUCAUCCAGUUUAGAAGAACAGAAGCAAUUGACCCAACUUAUAAAAGAGAAAGAAAUGUUUAUUGAAAAGCUUCAGGGAAGAAGUUCAGAGCUUCAGGAGGAAUUAGAGAAAUACACUCAGGCCUUAAGAAAAAAUGAAAUUUCAAGGCAAACCAUAGAGGAAAAAGACAGAAGUCUUGCAUACAUGAAGGAAGAAAACAAUCAUCUGAAGGAAGAGCUGGAACGACUCAGGGAGCAGCAGAGUCGAGCUACCCCUGUGGCUGAGCCUAAAACACUAGACGUCGUUACAGAACUGGAGUCUGAGGUGUCUCAGCUGAAUAUAAUAAAGGGUGGCCUUGAGGAGGAAAUAAAACAUUACCAAAAGACAAUUGAAGAUCAAAACCAGAGUAAGACCCAGCUACUUCAGUCUUUACAAGAGCAGAAAAAGGAAAUGGAUGAGUUCAAAUACCAGCAUGAGCAAAUGAAUGUCACGCAUACCCAGCUCUUUUUAGAGAAAGAUGAGGAAAUUAAGAGUUUGCAGAAGACAAUUGAACAAAUCAAAACCCAGUUACAUGAAGAAAGACAGGAGAUUCAAACAGAGAAUUCUGAUAUUUUUCAAGAAACGAAAGUUCAGAGCCUUAAUAUAGAAAAUGGAAGUGAGAAGCAUGAUUUAUCCAAGGCCGAAACUGAAAGAUUAGUGAAAGGAAUAAAAGAACGAGAAUUGGAGAUUAAACUUCUGAAUGAAAAGAAUAUAUCUUUGACUAAGCAGAUUGAUCAGCUGGCCAAAGAUGAGGUUGGUAAACUAACUCAGAUUAUCCAGCAGAAAGAUUUGGAGAUACAGGCUCUUCACGCUAGGAUUUCCUCAGCUUCCUACACCCAGGACGUUGUUUACCUUCAACAGCAGCUGCAGGCCUAUGCUAUGGAAAGAGAACAAGUAUUAGCUGUUUUGAGUGAGAAGACUAGGGAAAAUAGCCAUCUAAAAGCGGAAUAUCACAAAAUGAUGGAUGUAAUUGCUGCCAAAGAAGCAGCCCUUAUUAAGCUGCAAGAUGAAAAUAAAAAACUGUCCACAAGAUUUGAAAGCAGCGGCCAGGAUAUGUUUAGAGAAACUGUCCAGAAUUUAUCACGGAUCAUUCGCGAAAAAGACAUUGAAAUAGAUGCCUUAAGUCAGAAGUGCCAGACCUUACUGACAGUUCUGCAGACAUCCAGCGCUGGUAACGCCGUUGGAAGUGUUAAUAGUAAUCAGUUUGAGGAGCUUCUACAGGAGCGCGACAAGCUAAAACAACAAGUGAAGAAGAUGGAAGAGUGGAAACAGCAGGUGAUGACCACAGUACAAAACAUGCAGCAUGAGUCAGCCCAGCUUCAGGAGGAACUUCAUCAACUUCAGGCACAGGUUUCGGUUGAUAGUGAUAAUAAUUCCAAAUUACAAGUGGAUUAUACUGGCCUGAUCCAAAGUUAUGAACAGAAUGAAACCAAACUCAAAAAUUUUGGUCAGGAAUUAGCACAAGUUCAGCACAGCAUCGGACAGCUUUGCAGUACCAAGGACCUUCUUUUAGGAAAACUGGAUGUCAUUUCACCGCAGCUCCCCUCUGGAUCUUCACUCCCUUCCCCGUCGGCAGAACCUCUGAAGGCAAGUAAGUCUGAUCAGUUGAGUGAGUCUUCUAAAUUGCUUCAACAAGAGAUAGAAGAGCUAAGAAAGUUACUGCAGGAAAAAGAUGCCACGAUUAGAACGCUCCAGGAAAAUAAUCACAGAUUGUCUGAUUCAAUUGCUGCCACCUCAGAGCUAGGAAGAAGAGAACAUGAACAAACUGAUUCAGAAAUUAAGCAGAUAAAGGAGAAACAAGACGUUUUACAAAAGUUACUUAAGGAAAAAGACCUCCUGAUCAAAGCUAAAAGCGAUCAGUUACUUUCUUUAAGUGAAAAUUUUACCAACAAAGCAAAUGAAAAUGAACUUUUGAGGCAGGCAGUAACAAACCUGAAGGAGAGAAUAUUAAUUUUAGAAAUGGACAUAUGUAAACUAAAAGAGGAAAAUGAAAAAAUAAUAGACGCGUCCCGGGGAAAGGAAACAGAAUAUCAAGCGUUACAAGAGACUAAUAUGAAGUUUUCUAUGAUGCUGCGUGAAAAAGAGUUUGAAAGCCAUACAAUGAAGGAGAAGGCUCUUGCUUUUGAGCAACUGUUGAAGGAAAAGGAACAGGGCAAGACUGGGGAGUUAAAUCAGCUUUUAAAUGCAGUCAAGUCAAUGCAGGAGAAGACGGUUCUGUUUCAGCAGGAGAGAGACCAGGUCAUGUUGGCCCUGAAGCAGAAACAGAUGGAAAACAGUGCCCUACAGAAUGAGGUUCAACAUUUACGUGACAAAGAAUUACGCUUAAACCAGGAGCUAGAGAGAUUGCGUAACCAUCUUCUAGAAUCAGAAGAUUCAUACACCCGUGAAGCUUUGGCUGCAGAAGAUAGAGAGGCUAAACUAAGAAAGAAAGUCACAGCAUUGGAGGAAAAGCUGGUUUCAUCUUCUAAUGCAAUGGAAAAUGCAAGCCAUCAAGCCAGUGUGCAGGUAGAGUCAUUGCAGGAACAGUUGAAUGUAGUCUCCAAGCAGAGGGAUGAGACGGCCCUGCAGCUUUCUGUUUCACAGGAACAGGUGAAGCAGUAUGCGCUGUCACUAGCCAACCUGCAGAUGGUCCUAGAGCAUUUCCAGCAAGAGGAAAAAGCUCUGUACUCUGCUGAGCUAGAAAAGCAAAAACAGCUUGUAACUGAAUGGAAGAAAAAGGCAGAAAACAUGGAAGGGAAACUGAUAUCAUUACAGGAACGUUUGGAUGAAGCAAAUGCUGCUUUGGAUUCAGCAUCAAGACUUACAGAACAGUUAGAUCUGAAGGAAGAACAAAUCGAAGAACUUAAAAAACAAAAUGAGCUCCGAAAGGAAAUGCUGGAUGACGUACAAAGGAAACUGAUGGAUUUAGUAAACAGCACAGAGGGAAGAGUGGAUAGGGUCCUGAUGAGAAACCUCUUUGUUGGACAUUUUCACACACCAAAAAAUAAGCGUCAUGAAGUGUUACGGUUAAUGGGCAGCAUCCUGGGUAUCAAAAGGGAGGAAAUGGAACAGUUGCUUAAUGAAGAUCAGGGCGGUGUUACCAGGUGGAUGACUGGAUGGCUUGGAGGAGGAUCAAAAAGUGUCCCCAACACACCUCUGAGACCAAACCAGCAAUCGGUGUUUAAUAGUUCUUUUUCAGAACUCUUUGUUAAAUUUCUAGAAACAGAAUCUCAUCCAUCCGUUCCUCCACCAAAGCUUUCUGUUGAUGACAUGAAACCUCUAGGUUCACCAGGAAGAGAAAAACUAGCUACAGAUGAACUAGGAAGUUUUAAAGAAGCAGCAGGAUCCAGAGCCAGUAGAAGAACAGAAGUGAAUCCGUUCCUAGCUCCUCGCUCUGCAGCUGUGCCCCUUGUGAACCCAGCUGGACUUGGAACUGGUGGGUCUGGGCAUCUUCUUUUGAAACCCAUCUCAGAUGUUUUGCCCACGUUUACACCUUUGCCAGUGUCACCUGACAACAGCGCUGGAGUUGUGUUGAAAGACCUUUUAAAGCAAUAGAUGAUUCUCAAGCCAGAGAUGAUAGAGCACUUUAAAGAAACCAUGGACACUAUGUUUAUGUACUUUAUCACACAGUGGCCUUUUAGAAAAAGUCGUGUAUUCGUUUGCCAUUGUACUUUCCUCUGAAUUUAAUAAAAAAUUCUUAAUGCUUUUAGACAUUGCAGAUGUCACAGGAGCAAGCGUUUGCUAUAUAAUCUGCUUUUUUCUCCUCUGAUUUGUCCUCAUUCAAGCUAGAAAUAUCUGAUUUACAAAAGACUAAAUAAAAAGAAGGACAAAAAUACUAGUAGCUGUAUAUCAAUUCAUGGAUUUCCUUCUCCAAUUUUAUAAGCGUAUUUAAGCUAGAGACAUUUGGUUUAAUUUUUAUCUUGAUAAAAAGAGAAAAAUAACUGGUAGUGACUUACCUGCAUAGUGUAGAGAGUCGAUCUGAAGCACAUAUCAGUCAUCCUUACAGAUCUCUGUGUGGACAGGUCAGGAACGAGGCUGUCCCUGGGAGCUCAUGGGUGUCCUGAGGUGGGUGUGCAUGUAUGUGAUUGUAUAUGAUUUUAUCACCGCCACAGUCAAGAUACAGAGCAGUCCUGCAAAGGGUCACUCGGGGCCACCACCUUCCCUACCUGCUCUCCGUUCCUACAAGUUGAUCAUUUCAAGACUCCUGUAUCCUGGUGGCACAGGUGGCAUAGAGGUUAAGAGCUACGGCUGCUAACCAAAGGUUGGUGGUUCAGAUCCACCAGGUGCUCCUUGGAAACCAUGUGGGGCAGUUCUACUCUCUCCUGUAGGGUUGCUAUGAGUCAGAAUCGAUGACGGCAAUGAGUUUUUUUGUUUGUUUUCUUUAAUAGAAAUAGCCCUACAGUAUGUAACCUUUUGAUAAAGGUUUUUUUUUCAGCAUAAUUCCCUUGAGAUCUAUCCAAAUUGUUCCAUGUAUCUGUCGGUAGUUCCUUUUCAUUUUUGCGUACACAGUAUGGCUAUAUCAUUUAGUUUUAAGAGCUAAGGUAUCUUUUUAAAGUUAUUGUCUUGAAACUAAAUGUUUCUGCACAUGAAUACAACUUUCAUGUAAAUGUGAAUCAUACGGCUGCGUCUACAUAAGCGUGAUGAACAAUAACGCCGCUUGUGACACCCCUCCUGGGGUGUUGACGCCUGAGGUACACAAAGAGAGCGGAGUCACUUCGAGAACACCACACCAAGUGCUGGGAACUUAAGAGUAAGAGAGGAUUUCUUUAAUUUUAUGUUAAACUUACAGUACAAGAUCCUGACUUGGAACUUAAUUGUAUCAAGAUGUUCUUGUCUGUAUUAGUUGUUGAAGCUGUGUGAUUGAAAAGACAUUUCUUGCAAGUUUUGUAAAUUUCAAUAUGUGUUUAAGAUAGAAGUGUUUGUAUAGCAAGGAAAGGUGAAAAUGAUACUAAUCCAAAUAUGUAAAUAGAGGCCUGGCUCCAGCCGGGGCUAAAUUUUGUCGGUUGUAAAUUUUGCCAUGAUUAACUGUAUACUUUCUACUGUAUCUGGAAGACUGGAAGUCUUUAAUUAUAUGCUGGUGGAUGAAACUUGUUUUUCUGAAAAAUUAAAUGAGACAAUGCUGUCUGCAAAUGUCACCUGUUUCGUUAGCUAAUGUAUUUACAAUGCCAUUCUUGAUGUCAUAUACCUUACAGGAAGUUAUCAAACAAGUUCUACAUUAGAACUGUCAGAGCGUCUCCUGUUGGUUUUCACCAUUAUUUCUGUAUGAAAGUAUUACUAUUAGGUUUUCAUAUGCUCUUGACAAAGAUACUUUCACUGACCGUCUUUAAUUACUUGUGGCUUGCAUUGCAGUUCAUUUCUGUGUGAAGGAAAAAAAAAAAAGACACAUGGUCUUAAAAGUUCUCUCUCUCAUAUCAUUUGAAAAAGAGAUGUAUGGUGAGGAUUUAAGUAGCAUGUCAUCAUAUUUUAAAUGAAUUUUAUGACAUUUUGAAUAUUUCCUUCCCUGACCAAAACAGCCAGUCCUCCUCACCCCAUAGUUUAACGUAAGUUUGAAAGUUGUUGAUGGAUUGUGUAUCUAAACAUCAUGUGGCAUGAUCCUACGUGGCUGCAUUUGAAAUAACUAUGUGACCUUGUCCUAAAGCUAUCGGAUCUAAUGUUUUAGUUGUAUCAUCGUCAAACUGUACUGACUAGUCCGCAUACUAAGUGUGUGUUGACUUAAACCAGACAUAACUCAUCGACUUUUGUGAAAUAGGGUUGUGUCAGAGAUGAACCAUCUGCUCAAGGAAUCUUCUUAGUAAUCCUACAGUGAUGACGCGUUUAAUUCUAAUGUUAGCAAUGGAACGUCGCUAACGGUAAUUCUACUGCAGAACUUUAACUACAAUAAUUUUACUGUUUACUUCUCUAUAAACUUACUAGAAUUUGUGGGUGAAUUCUGCCUUCACUGCCACGGUUUUUCACAACAUUCCCAAUUGUUUUCAACCUCUGUGCUGGAGUAGAACAUUCUUCCAGCCAUGGAAUUUGAUUUUAGUAUAAUCAUGUAUUAUGUGAUUGUUUGAGUUUUAGUUCCUUCCAUUGUUGAUUUAAAAACAACAACAACAACAACAUAACUAUGGAAUAAUAGAAUGGCUUUCUUACAGCUAGCCAAUUAAAAUAUUAAGUAUUCCCCCAAAUAAAGCUUCCGGUUUAUUUUAACCUUUUAAUGGUUAAUAAAAAAGCAAAAAAGAGACUGUCAAAAUAGUUCCUGAAUCAGUAGGUUGAAAAAAACAAAAAACAGAGGAAUGAUGAGAAUUAUGUAGAAAGAGCUAUUAUGUGUCGAAGUAUUUGAAUUUUCAUUUUUAAAGCUAAUGAAAAUGUUAUGUCAAAGUAUUUAAAAGGUCUUCCAUCAGUAAAAAUUUAUCUUUUUAUUUUGUAAAUAUCAAGUGUCAAUGAUAUUUAUUUCAUAUAUUCCUAUGGAAAAAAUAAUGGUACUUUUAAUGUUCUGACACUUGUGAUCACUUGUCAGUCUUUACUUUUUAACUUAUUAAGUUGCUGAAUUGUCUUUGAUCUUUAGGAAAAUAUCUGAAUGUGGGGAAUUUACAACACAAAGCUUAAUGUUAGUUUGUGUCCUAUAGCGCUAAAGUCGAUGCAUUUCUGGAUUUCUCAGGAGCACUGCAAGGCAAAAAAAUACUCCAAAUAAAAAUGAUAUAUAUAAGUUGGCAAUGUCUUCAUCCACAAUAAAAAAAAAAAUUUUUUUUAGCAAA
This is a messenger RNA of Loxodonta africana (African savanna elephant), 9536 nucleotides long. It is a transcript of the gene TRIP11, whose product is annotated as thyroid hormone receptor interactor 11. The transcript is spliced from 21 exons. NCBI's taxonomy places the organism in Eukaryota, Metazoa, Chordata, Mammalia, Proboscidea, Elephantidae. Gene Ontology annotation, molecular function: small GTPase binding. The coding region runs from base 415 to 6354 and encodes 1979 amino acids. Gene Ontology annotation, cellular component: Golgi apparatus. Gene Ontology annotation, biological process: Golgi organization; endoplasmic reticulum to Golgi vesicle-mediated transport. The record is from RefSeq and is a predicted model, not a curated record.